Molecule: messenger RNA, 201 nt
Organism: Diabrotica balteata
Lineage: Eukaryota; Metazoa; Arthropoda; Insecta; Coleoptera; Chrysomelidae
Source: the annotation of a GenBank genome assembly
AUGAAAAAUCAUCAAAUGGAGGCUUUUAAACAGAAUAAAAUUAAACUAAAAGCAUUCCAAGAACACAGUUAUACUUUAGGAAGCCCAGCACCGGCAGUUGUUGGCAAAUACAAAGAAGAAGAUAAACACAAUAAUGAGGCGAAUGCUAAAGAACAACUGAAAUUAGAUAAUUCCCAACCAACUACCAAUUUACAGAUUUGA